Messenger RNA from Penicillium brasilianum, 2380 nucleotides. The record is from the annotation of a GenBank genome assembly. Lineage: Eukaryota; Fungi; Ascomycota; Eurotiomycetes; Eurotiales; Aspergillaceae.
CCGCACUGUUGAGUGCCAGCUCAGCCACGGUCGAGAACAGGAAAGCAGGUUGCACGAGGGGACACUGUAGUACAAAUAAGAGGGUGCUUUUCGCAUUGCCCCUGCGCCCACUGCUUUGCGUUUAGCUUAUACAAUUCCAUCUACAGCUUCACCUUUGAGAACACACUACAUACCAUGGGUGAACGGGGCCCUACGACGGGCGUUGACUCGCCUACUUGCUCCAUUGAGGAGUUCACGAGUACCUCGUUCGACUAUAUUAUUUGUGGUGGAGGAACUGCAGGCUGUGUUAUCGCUGCGCGACUCAGUGAAAAUCCCGAUGUAACAGUUGGCGUCGUCGAAGCUGGAAAGUAUCGCAUCGGCGAUCCUCUGGUCGAUACGCCUGCGGCAUUUUUCCAGAUGUUUGAGGAUCCUGAGUAUGAUUGGUGCUUGUAUAGCGCGCCGCAGAAAGAGAAUCGAGGACGCAUUCACCAUAUUCCCCGCGGUAAGCUGCUAGGUGGCUCCAGUGGUAUCAACUACAUGAUGUAUGUCCGGGGAUCUCGACAAGACUACGACGAUUGGGCGGAGCUGGUCGAGGAUGAGAGCUGGUCUGCCGAUACCAUGCAGCAAUAUAUGCGCAAGCAUCAGACUCUCGAGCCAUACGACGAAGCGAUCACGGACCGCUCGACUAUGCCGUUUGUCGGCGAAUUCCAUGGUACAAGCGGGCCAGUUCGAACGAGCUUCAACGACUCGAUUCUCCCCAUCGAGAACGACGUCAUUAAGGCUUGCGACGAAGUCACCGGGUUUACCAAGAAGCCCACUGAUCCCUGGAGCGGCGACCACAUCGGUUUCUACCACACUCUAGGCGCCAUCAUCCGGACGGGCCCCAACAAGGGCAAGCGUAGCUAUGCAGCUCGCGGAUACUACGAAGCGAACAAAGCUAGGCCUAAUCUGAAAGUUCUCUGCUCAACGCUUGUCAACAAGGUCGUUCUCGACGGCAACAAAGCCACUGGAGUAAGCAUCUCGCACGAUGGAAAGGACUUUGAAGUCGCCGCCAAGCGCGAAGUCAUCGUCUGUGGCGGAGCUCUCAAGUCCCCCCAAAUCCUCGAGCUCUCGGGCAUCGGAGACCCCGAAGUACUCAAAGCCGCAGGCGUGGAAUGCAAGGUUGCCAAUCCUGCCGUUGGUGCCAACUUUCAGGAUCACAACAUUACCCUUGCCGUGUACGAGACGCAGCCCGGCACCGUCACGUUGGAUACAUUCUAUCAGAACCCGGAAGUCAUGGAGAAUGCACAGAAGCAGUAUGCCGAAACGAGUAGCGGCCCGUUAAGCUGCACAUCCACGAUGCAGGGUUUCUUCCCCGCUAAAUCGGUCAUGUCCGAAGCCGAGAUCGAGGCUGUGGUUCAGAGUAUUCGGGAUAUUAAGCCGACGAGCAAAUUCCACGAGCGACAGCUCAAGCAGAUUAUCAGUCAUAUAGAGAGUGACGUGUCUGCGAAUAUUCAAAUCGUCUUGAUUCCAGCGACUGCGAAUUUGGAUGGAGUUGAGCACCAGAGAUACAUUUUCCCGCCUGCAUCGCCGGACAAACCCGCCGGUCUUACUUUUGCGAUUUGUUUGCAGUACCCAGUAGCCCGGGGUUAUGUUCAUAUCGACAGUGCCGGUAUGUUCCCUUGUCUGCAUAGCGCUUGGAGCUCGUCAAAAAGCAGUAUCCCGCAACUGACCUUACCCAUAGACCCGACCAAGCCCCCAGUCGUUCAGCCGAACUAUGCAGGCCACGAUGCAGAUGUUACCAUCCUAGGCGCAGGCCUCCGCUGGGUCGAUAAAGUUCGCCAAUCUGCACAUCUCAAAUCCUCUUUCGCCGGUCGGACGUUCCCCGAACCGAGCGUGGAUCUGACUGACAUAGCCGCGGCCAAAGAAGCAGUACACGACGUUGUGGCAGGCGAGUACCACGUGUGCGGGUCCGUCGCAAUGGGUGAUGCGCUGGACUCUCGACUGCGUGUCAAGGGUGUUCAGGGCCUACGUGUUGCAGACGCAUCUGUCUUCCCCAACAACGUUAGUGGGAACAUCGUGAGCAGUGUGUAUGCGGUCGCCGAGAAAGCAUCGGACAUGAUCAGAGCCGAUUGGGACUUUGCCCCACUCAAAGACACGAUGGUUUGACUUGAAAAAUGCUUGUCUGUCAUGCUGUCCAGUUUCGAUAGUCGAGCUGCCUUUUCAGGAGACAAGACUCGUUACGAGCCGUACAGUGUGGGUUAGCGACGGUGGAGUGGGGAGAUCGCGGCCGGAAGCGAAGAGAAAUGAUGUGUAUUGCGUGCCCAUUUCGCUGCUUAGCGGAGCUCUUAGUAUUUCAAUUUGAAUAUCUCAUGAGUGAGAACUUUGUCCAUGGGUGCGACCUCUCUCGGUGGCUCGCUAU